CACUGGGAGCAUUUUCACGCUCAGGACUUUCAACCUGAGCAAGUUGCGAUUCACAUCCACCCCAGACAUGUCGUCAGACGAGUUCGAGACCAUCACUGAGCUCGACCUGAGCCACAAUGCCAUCCGAGUCCUGCAAGCCUGUCUGCUUCCUGUGAAUCUGCAAGUGCUCGACCUCUCACACAACCAAAUCACCAAGAUUCCAAGCAACCUGUCCACCAGUCUACCCCAUCUGGUCGAGUUGAAUCUCUUUGCCAACAGUAUCACCCACAUUCCUGCGAGUCUGGGUGAAUGCAAGGAACUCAAGCGCCUCGAUCUUGGAGGAAAUCAUGUCGUUGAUUUUUCGCACCUGGCAGGCAUGAGGGAGCUCGCAUAUCUGCGAGUCACCCUGAUUCCUGGGUACGCUGGGUUCGAAUCGCACAUCACCCAGCGCCUGGGGCACGAAGGAAUGGAGUUGAGUUUGUUUGUGUGCACAAAAACAGCAUUCAGCACAAGCUGCUCUUGUCGAAUAUAGCAUUACCGUCUGAAUCCAGCGUUGACGGUGCGAUUGUGUAUGUCAGUGGGACGGUGGGGAAUGGUUUGGUGGGAUCAUUGAGGACGAUGGGUGCCUUGGAAGGAUCAAAAACACUGCCGCUGGCAC
Polychytrium aggregatum is the source of this 637-nucleotide messenger RNA. RefSeq lists its product as uncharacterized. The transcript has a single exon. Bases 68 to 511 code for a protein of 147 amino acids. The record is from RefSeq and is a predicted model, not a curated record. Gene Ontology annotation, molecular function: protein binding. NCBI's taxonomy places the organism in Eukaryota, Fungi, Chytridiomycota, Chytridiomycetes, Polychytriales.